Clupea harengus (Atlantic herring) is the source of this 1391-nucleotide messenger RNA. RefSeq names its product HCLS1 associated protein X-1 (gene hax1). The record is from RefSeq and is a predicted model, not a curated record. Gene Ontology annotation, biological process: regulation of actin filament polymerization; negative regulation of apoptotic process. Gene Ontology annotation, cellular component: actin cytoskeleton; apical plasma membrane; mitochondrion. NCBI's taxonomy places the organism in Eukaryota, Metazoa, Chordata, Actinopteri, Clupeiformes, Clupeidae.
ACAUGACGUAACCGUUGACACUUCACUUCUGUUGACCAAGCGUAUGGAAUGAAAUCACAUUUACCCUGAAGUUUCGCCUUAAAUGAGCAUAUUUGACCUUUUUCGUGGAUUUUUUGGGGUUCCCGGAGGCCCUUAUGGGCGCCAUUGUCCAAGGGAACCCUUCUUCGAUAGCAUGACCCAUGAUGAAGACGACGAGGAAGAUGAUAGGGAGGGGUUUUACUCCGACUCGGUCGAAGGGCCUGGGGGUAGUGACGGGUUUGACGAUGCCUGGCGGUUUGGCUUCAGUAUGGGACCGAACGGCAUGCGCAUUCAGGAGCCUGCGAUGUUCGGACAAAUCCUCAAGGAGAUGGAUGAUAUCUUCUCUGAACUCGGACGCUGGGAGGAGCGGCACGGACCCUUCGGGAUGCCCAGUCUAGAGCCCCCAUGCUCACCUCAGGGCAGAGCCCCACAUGGAGAGUCGGGGGGUGACAGGAACUCCCUGAGAGACUUCAUGCUGAAGGGCUUGGAUGACAGACCCUCACCACCUGGCCCCCCACCCCCAGGCCCUAUCCCAGGUGGCCGCGGCCGCAGCCCCAGUCGCAGCCCCAGCCCCAGCCCAGACUCACCGUUCCACCGCUGGGAACCUUUCUCAAAGUUUCAGGACGGUUGGCGUGACGGCCUGUUCAGCGCUCCCCUGGGUGACAAGAGAGAAGAUGGAGAUUUGGACUCCCAGGUGUCCUCAGACGGGCUCGACAAGAUUCUGACGCCCGCCCCAGCUCUGCCCAGAACACGCGGCUUCUUCCAGUCCGUCACGGUCAAGAAGGUGUUGAAGCCAGACGGGACCGUGGAGGAGAUGCGCACAGUGAGGGACAGCCAGGGUAACGAGGAGAUAUCCGUCACGCGCUCCGGGGGUUCAGGAGACCCAGAGGGGUCGCGGGGCCCCAGCGGGCCCCUCUCAUCAGGUGGUCCAGGAUCCUCCGACCUGCAUGACGACAUGUCCGUGUUCUCCAAGUUCUUUGGAGGCUUCAAAGGCUGAGAUCUCUCCUGCUCUCAUCCACGUGUGUCAUCCGUUUCACGUCCCUUCGUGUAAUUCCCCAUUAAAAUGUGACCGAGUUUGCUUUCGAGAGUGAGUGCUCAGCUUGUGUGUCACCUGGAACAGUAGACGAUCAUAAUCAUAGAAUAGAGCGACUGCCCUAUGGAUUAGUGCAGAUCAUUUACCCCUCGGUAUGUUUGUAAGAAUAAGGUGAUCUUAUUCAGAAGGUAUUAUGCUACAACGCAUUUGAUUAUCUAACGAGCGUUGUCGUUUAAUACACAGCUUUGAUUAAGUGUGUAUAAAGAUUAUUUUUGUAAAGAGUUUUCUUUCUGACUGUCUUUGAGUCGAGUGGUGAGUGGACAAUAAAAGUGUGAUAUGA